AUGGUAGAUUGCGGGAACGCACGGUGUGCUCAAGAAAGGCGUCUUUUUAGGAAGGAAUUAAUGACAUGGAGCAAAAAAUUGCCUCUCGUGGUUGGACUGGAAACAAUUGGUGAGCGUCUUGCAGGAGAGGCUGCUGAAGAUCUUUUCCAACCCUGGAGAGCAUUAGAACCGCAAGAGUCGGCAGAUUGGGAACCAGAAGAAAGUUGUUUUUACUGUGACAAAAAGCUCAAAUUCUUAUUUGAAUCUGUCAGUGAACUGGAGGAAGAUGAUGUUGGGAGCACAACCCAAGAAGGCCUAGGGGUAGGUUAUCUGAAUGAGCUUCUGCCCUACUGUUCUCAAUACUACACAUCCUCUGGCACACUGGACGGUUCCCAGCCGCUUGACCUCAGUGCUGGGGCCUCAAGGUCACCCUCAAGAUCAACCGACGGAGAAAUGGUUUCCUCGGGAAACAGAACACAUGUAGAAUUGAAGAUACCUCAAAUUCGAUCUCAGUCAAAAUUCCGGCGAGAUGGUUUCCUGAAUGGAAAACGCUCCUACACAGAGGAGGAGCUGGUGGCUGCUGUAGGAGACAUCAGGAGUGGGAAGUUAGGGACAAGACGGGCAGCUGCUCUGUACGGCAUACCACGCUCUACACUCAGAAAUAAGAUAUUCAAGCUGGAGUCUGAAGGAGUUGGCGCCACAGAUGAGGAAGAGUCGCUGGAUGAACCCAGCGCGGCUCCCACACAGCUGCCCUUAGCACCUGUCGUGGACACCAAGAUGACAUUGUCAGAGCUGAUGCAGACCAGUCCCUUCCUCCUCAUGCCGCCCAUACCUUUACCCAUCCCAGUCCAACACCUGGAGGCCCAUAACAACAAUAACAACCACCACCACCUCCAGGACUUUUGGGACUGGCGCCUGGAGCAGAUUCGCCGCAAACACAACCUGAACGGCCUCAAAGAGCAGGACGAAUUCCACAGCGCAUGUGGGAUAGACAUGGAGGUGAGCAAAGAGGAAGACGCCAGCAGGUCCAUGGCACCGUCCAGCUCCCCUGGAGAGCUCAAGCUAACCAUAUUGCCUGAACUUGUGCGAAGACUCACUGAACAACGCGUGGACAUGGAGCGCUGCACAGGUCUACCUCAUCAGUCAGCUUACGACAAGACAACAACAACGCCAGAGAGCAACCCGGUGAUAUCCGCCCCUUCCCCCCAUCCGUCUGCAUCUCCGCUGAGAAUUCCGUCCUUCAAACCCUCUUUGGUGGCCUCUGAGGACCCCCCACCCCAGAGCAAGGAAGGGAAAGCCUAUGAAUGUGGCAAAAUAGGAGAUACUCUGAAGGAUAUAAUAGCAAAGACGAUCGCUGAGAAGGUGCGAACACGUACUCACUGCGCAGGUGUGACUAAUGAAAAACCCAAUAGUACCUGUCUCAGCCCUGUAGCGCCCACAGCUUCUCAAACAACCACAGCCUCAGCUUUCUCUAUACCAAGUGCCUCGUCUGCCAAGAAGUCCCGCAAACAACCCAGUCCACAAAACAGGAAGAAUAAUGCUGAGCAGAGCAAUUCUGUGAACUCUAACAACAGCGGUAAGGAAAACAAUACCGCCUCAACACAAAAUGGAGCCACUGGCAUAACGCCUGUGAAGAAAACUCGGCCUAAGCGGGGUCAGUACAGGAAGUACAACAGUCAGCUGUUGAUGGAAGCGGUAAAGGCGGUACAGAGAGGAGAGAUGAGCGUACAUAGAGCUGGCAGUUACUUUGGUGUGCCACACUCCACACUGGAGUACAAGGUGAAAGAGAGACAUCUAUUGAGGCAGAAGAAAAUCAAGGAGAAUCAAACAGGCAAACAGAGUGCUGCAGGUGCUAAUAACUCUGCCAACAACAAACCAUCAGAGAGCGCUCAACAGAAAGCAGGAGAACCCACGUCCUCUAUCGCCUCACAAACCCCAGCAGCCAGUGCCAUCACUACCAGCCCCCCCAAGAAUGAACCGUCUAACGGACUGCUUAAAUUUGACCCGUCAAGAUCUCUGACCAGCUGGCUGCAGCAUGCACCUCCUAAUGGGUUGAGCUACCCUCCGGCAGCUCUGCCCCCCUCACCGUUCACAGCUAAUUUUGCCAUCAGUACCCCUGCCUCAGAGCUACUGAAGAAACUACAACAAAAAGUACAGAACAAGUCUCAUUCAUUCUGUCCAGAAGACAGUUUCCUACAAAGUGGAUUUCCCCGAGGAAAUGGAGCGGGUCUUCAAGAUGGCUUCCUUUUUAUCAAGUAAAUUGGUCAACAAAGAUAAAAAGAUUUCUAUUUUUUGGAUGGCUGAGUGCCUCCUUUCAGUCAAUCAAAACAUGUGUUUCUUAGCCAAUAUAUAUUCCAACAACAGCCUUAAUAUGUGCAAUGUGGGUGGGUGGGGAAGUAAUCGAAAACCUUGACAGGUGGGCUUCAGCUACACUUGGCUAGCUUGUAUGUUUUUGUGCGGGUUUUGGCCAUCAUGAUUAUGAGCUGGUCUAACACAUUUUCAUUUUAUCCUUUCUGUGCGAUGAUUGUCAAACUGACUGCAAGAUACACUUAGGUAUGACUAUUUAUAUUGUACAAAGUGUUUUAUUUACACAGAUUUAUGUUUAGCCUUGCAUCAUAUGUGAAUAUGUUAGUCAGAAUUUAAUCAGUAUGUAUGCAACAUAUUUAUUUCAAUGUGCUACGUUUUUUGUUUUUGUUUUUUUUGCCACUUGUUUAUAUUUAUAUACAACUGGUUUAUCAGUAUUUGGGGGUGUUUAAGAUUCCUUCUCUAACAUACAAUCUUUAUUUACAUGAGCAUAAUACUUGUGGAUUCUUUUUUAUGAAUUUAAUCUCAUCAUUGAUAGUAGAUAUAAUUUGUAUACCCUGAAGAACCAGUCUCUGCUUUUUGGGAGGAGUUUUAUCUUCCUGUCUUAUGUGACUGACAGUCCUAUUAAAGAAAAUCCUUGCCAGAAUGAAGUUCUUACUAUGAUCAUAUUUUAUCUAGUCAUGGAUGAAAGUUCAUGGGUAUAUACAAUCUUUCUGUAUGACAUUCCAGGUAUUAGUACUUGUAAAGGCCACACAAUGUUUACAUGUACAAAGGAAUUGAAUGGGGACAUUUUUCUCUGUGCCCAAGCAGGUGCCUUAAGUGACAUAAUAUAUAAAACAGAAAAAUUCCACAUCCCUUUAUUUUUGAGAUUUUGUUCUGGUUCUGGUUCUACCUAUUCUGUUUAUGGUGAUUACCUGGGUUUUUAUGUUUAUGAGGGUAGUUGUGCAAUGAUUUUUUCCCAGAGAUUAUUUGUAUCAGUCUCCGUGCUACAUGGCUACAUCAGUGUACAUGGACUAUACCCAGUGUUACACAGAUAUUAUUUACAUGUUGUCAUAUAUUGUUUUCUCUUUGUUUGGUAUGACAUGUUUUGUUUGGAUGCUUGUUGACAUUUUGUUGCCUGUUGUAGCCUGGUGGUUAGUCUUACACACAUAGAUGUAUCUGAAAUCUUGUCCAGAGAUAAAUUGUGCCUUCUGUUUCUCAACCUACUUACAGUGGCCAUUUUGUUUUACAUGUCCUCCCUCUGUAAGUGAUACUGAUCUUAUCCUGUUGGUACCAAUGUCUCGAUUUUCUGUAAUGUUUUGUAAUUUUUUAAAAUGGUUAUAUUUAUAGAUUGCUGGUAGAUUGGUUGUACCAGCCUUCCAUUGCUUCAAGAUGACCACAUUUUUAGAUGGGAUUGGGAGAUAAAUUUGUGAGAAAUCUGUGAAAGAAUUCCUCGGAUGAAUGUACCUGUAUGUACAUGUGAUGCACACCACUAUCUGGUGUGUGGGACUUUUUGAUUUCUUAUACCAUCACCCUCAACUGAAUAUGCUGCCUUGAAUGGUGCUUUUUCAUUUCACAAAAGUUUGACAUAUGUUUUUUAAAAUGUUGUACACAUGAUAAUUACAGUGUAGAAGUAACAUUUUCUGCCUGCAAGGACAUACGUACCACAGGUAUCUUUAAACUGUAUAUUUGAGUACACGCAUAUCUGUGGUGCACAUACAUGUAUGUGUAAGAGUGAUCAUUUAGAGUGUAAAGAAACAGAUGGCGAAUAUGUUGUCUGUAUCUUGUCAAGUCUCUUUUUCAAUUCAUAAGGACAAACAUCCUAGAGAGAUUUCAUUGUCUUCUUCUGAGCCUACUGCUAUUGUAACUCAUACAAAUUGUAACCAGAACAGGGGGCCACUUCUACAGAAUUCUGGUGAGAAAUUUAUUUUGACCAGAACAGAGGGUCGCUUUCACAAAAUUGUGGCAAGAGAUUUAUUGUGACAGGGGGCCACUUCUGAAGAAUUCUGGCAAGAAAUUUUAUUCUGGUUGCUCUGCAUGUGAGGGGCCUCUGCUCUUCAAAACACCCAUAUCACUAGCAUAAAUAUUCAUGAUUGUGAAACUGAAUGGUGACUAAACACAUAUGAUGUUGGUAUACAUAUACAAGCCACUCUUGUGUUUCAAUGCAUACAUUUUCGCCAUCUGUUUUGCUGUUUGAAAAUUUGAUAAUGUAUCUGUGCUAAAAAGAAGUCAGUUAUGCUUUUUGAAAAUUUGAUCAUUUAAUGGUGUUAAAAGAGAAGACAGUCUUGCUCUUUAACGGUUUAAUCAUUAACUGAUCUUGUACUGACCCGUCCUGCAUCUUAACUGUUUUAAGAAUCUUGAUCAUUGUAUAUUUUGGACAGUUGUACAUAAAAUGUUGUGAUGAAUAAUUUUGUUAACGUAUUCAGAGGAAAAAUUGUGUCUCUUGACUUGAACUGUGCUGUCAGAAAGCUGUUCAUAGGGAUGUACAUGCAUAAAACUAAAAUAUUUGAAUCAUAAUACACAUUUUAUGUUGACAUGAAAACAUAUAGUUAUAAAUUUUGGUGUAAGUUGGUUGUACUGGUGAAAUUGAUUAUACAGAUUAUAUGUAUGGUAAAUGAAUUUUUGAAAGUAAAUUGCUUCUAUAUAUCUGUCUAUAUAUAUAUAUAUGUAUAUGU
Liolophura sinensis is the source of this 4937-nucleotide messenger RNA. RefSeq names its product mushroom body large-type Kenyon cell-specific protein 1-like. Gene Ontology annotation, cellular component: nucleus. Bases 1 to 2238 code for a protein of 745 amino acids. The transcript is spliced from 6 exons. The record is from RefSeq and is a predicted model, not a curated record. Gene Ontology annotation, biological process: regulation of transcription by RNA polymerase II. Gene Ontology annotation, molecular function: DNA binding. Lineage: Eukaryota; Metazoa; Mollusca; Polyplacophora; Chitonida; Chitonidae.